Molecule: messenger RNA, 4576 nt
Organism: Fundulus heteroclitus (mummichog)
Lineage: Eukaryota; Metazoa; Chordata; Actinopteri; Cyprinodontiformes; Fundulidae
Gene: mtmr3
Product: myotubularin related protein 3
Exons: 22
Coding region: 435-4145 (1236 amino acids)
Biological process (GO): regulation of autophagy; dephosphorylation
Molecular function (GO): phosphatidylinositol-3,5-bisphosphate 3-phosphatase activity; protein phosphatase binding; metal ion binding
Source: RefSeq, a predicted model, not a curated record
ACUUUGGCAGUAAAUUGGCAACGCAGCCGUGUUUACAUGGUUGUACCGCGUGGUGCCUCGUGAGUCACGCCCCUCCCGGCGGGCCGCUGUAACGUGAUGACGUCGCCGGCACGUAAUGUUGUCGGGCUGGAGAUUUCGCGGCGAUGGCGACGGAGGCUCGGCGCUGGAAAGGGACGCGCUGAAAGCAGGGCUUUUCGCCUGGAUAUGACGAAUGCGUAUUUGUCGGAGACCGCGUUGCUCUUCAGUUACUCCGUCGGCUUCGGAUAAAGCUGUGGCCGCGGACUUCUCGGCGCUCGCCUGACUGAUUUCCGUGUCUUGCUUGUGAGCGUCUCUGAACACAUUUACCAGGACUGCAAACUGUUCGUUGCCAACUAUCUGCGACAUAACCGAGCCGGAGUUCCUUGUUGGGAGACCCACGCUCCUUCCCAGGAGCCAUGGAGGAGGAGGGGCAGCAGAGCCUGGAGUGUAUCCAGGCCAAUCAGAUCUUCCCUAAGAAGUCCCCGGUGCUGGAGGAGGAAAACAUGCAGGUGCCCUUUCCUGAGCUGCACGGCGAGUUCACAGAGUAUGUGGGGAGAGCCGAGGACGCCAUCAUCGCAAUGUCCAACUAUCGCCUGCACAUUAAGUUCAAAGAGUCCAUUGUCAACAGUUGUUGUUGUGAGGUCUCAGUCCCCCUGCAGCUGAUUGAGUGUGUAGAGGGCCGGGACAUGUUUCAGCUUCACGUCACCUGUAAGGACUGCAAGGUUGUCAGGUGCCAGUUCUCCACCUUUGAGCAGUGCCAGGAGUGGCUGAAACGUCUGAACGCGGCAGUCAGGCCGCCCUCGCGCUUAGAGGACCUCUUCUCCUUCGCCUUCCACGCCUGGUGCAUGGAGGUGUACGCCGGUGAGAAGGAGCAGCACGGCGAGCUCUGCAGGCCAGGGGAACAUGUGACCUCGUGGUUCAAGAACGAGGUGGAAAGGAUGGGCUUUGACACGCAGAACGCCUGGAGGAUAUCGGACAUCAACAGCAAGUUCAGGCUCUGCCCCAGCUAUCCUCAGCAGCUCCUGGUGCCAGCCUGGAUCACUGACAAGGAGCUGGAAAACGUGGCCGCCUUCCGCUCCUGGAAGAGGUUUCCCGCCGUGGUUUACAGGCACCAGAGCACAGGAGCGGUGAUCGCCCGCUGCGGCCAACCAGAAGUCAGCUGGUGGGGAUGGAGGAACGCCGACGACGAGCACCUGGUCCAGUCCAUCGCCAAGGCGUGCGCCGUGGACGGCAGCGGUCGCAAACAUCUCGCUAACGGCAGCUACACCAACGGCUCAGACCUGCCUGAGAGCGAUUUCGAUUCGUCCAUGACCAACAGCUCAGAGGUGGAGACUCUGGCCAUCCAGCCCCACAAACUGCUGAUCCUGGACGCUAGGUCGUACGCGGCGGCCGUGGCUAAUAGGGCUAAGGGGGGAGGCUGUGAAUGCCCAGAGUACUAUCCCAACUGCGAGGUGGUAUUCAUGGGAAUGGCCAACAUCCACUCCAUCCGUAAGAGUUUCCAGUCACUGCGUUUCCUCUGCACUCAGAUGCCGGAUCCAGCCAACUGGCUUUCUGCGCUGGAGAGCACCAAGUGGCUGCAGCACCUGUCUCUGCUGCUGAAGGCGGCCCUGCUGGUGGUCAAUGCAGUGGACAGAGACCACAGACCCGUGUUGGUGCAUUGCUCCGAUGGCUGGGACCGCACGCCGCAGAUCGUUGCUCUGUCCAAACUGCUUUUGGACCCUUACUAUCGCACCAUCGAGGGCUUCCAGGUGUUGGUGGAAACAGAGUGGCUGGACUUUGGCCACAAGUUCGCCGACCGCUGUGGUCACGGGGAGAACUCCGAGGACCUGAACGAGCGCUGCCCCGUCUUCCUGCAGUGGCUGGACUGCGUUCACCAGCUGCAGAGGCAAUUUCCCUGCUCCUUCGAGUUCAACGAGGCCUUCCUGGUGAAGCUGGUGCAGCACACCUACUCCUGUCUCUUCGGCACCUUCCUGUGUAACAGCGGCAAGGAGAGAGAGGAUCGGCACGUUCAGGAGAGAACCUGCUCCGUGUGGUCACUGCUCCGGCCAGCCAACCGCACGCUGAGAAACAUGCUGUACUCCUCCCACUCUGAAACCGUUCUCCACCCCGUGUGUCACGUGAGGAACCUGAUGCUGUGGACGGCCGUCUACCUUCCCAGCUCCUCUCCCACCACGCCCUCCGACGACUCCUGCGCUCCGUAUCCCGUGCCCGGUGCCAACCCGGAGGAUGCGCCCCUGGGCAGACGUCCAAAAACUCGCUCUUUUGACAACCUGCCCAGUGCAUGUGAGCUGGGAAGCGCGCUGGCUCCCAACCGCCGCUCCAGCGACCCCAGCCUCAACGAGAAGUGGCAGGACCACCGGCGCUCUCUGGAGCUCAACAUGGCAGUGGGCCCUGAGGGAGGGGGGAAUCAGGAGUUUCAGCCCAACGCAGACGGGCCUGGUGCAGACGGACAGCACUCUGAGUUGGGCGACGGUCCGCAGACCCAGGAGUCCCCGGCCGGCCUGCGACAGGACGCGCCUGUAAGCCCGGCAGGAGAGGAAGUAAAGGAGGUGGAACUCUCUGUGGUGGUCGGCGUGGCUGAGGGACAAAUGGAGAAUAUCCUUCAGGACGCCACAGAGGACGCAGGAGCAGACAUGCAGGGACCGAGCCCCGCUGCAGGCGUUACGGCUGCUGACGCAGCAGUGAAGUGGGAAGUAGAAAGUGAGAGGGAGAACCUGCUGACGGUGGUUAACGGGGCUGAGAUGCAGAGAGACAUAAUUGCAAAUGGUCACCAUCCUGAAAACGGUGGGACGGAGGCUGAGGACGACGGCCAUUCUGCUCCUUGGCCUUCACAGAAGGAAGAGGGGCUCCAUCAGGAGCCGGCCGACGACGCUCAGACAGCAGAGGGCGCUGUGGAGCAGGGUGCAGAGCGACCUUCUGUAGAAGAGGAGCCCAGCUCAGGAGAGCAGCAGCCGUCAGCGGCCCUCAGAACUGUGACUAACGGCUUUGUGGACAGCUCACCUGAGGAGCAGGACGUAGAUGAAGCCUGUCCCGUCUCUGAACCUGAGCACGGCGGCCCACAGCUGGGAGAACAGGGGGACAAGAGGGGCUCCCUGAUGGAGAGCUCCACAGAGACAUUAACUGAAGAGGCCUGCAGCAAACUGGAGCUUUCAGCUCAACAAAGUGUUUUAGCCGACCGCCAGCCGCACGGCGAUGGGAGGAGCCAGCAUCCCUGCUUCAGGAAGGACAAGGAGGCGGCUGAGCACGGCUUCAGCAGAACUUUAAACGGCGGCAGCAAGCACUCCUCAGUCGGUGCCUUUCAAUCUGCAAGUGCUGAGCUAAGCAGGGAGGGCUUGCAUAACGGAGACUGCUCCGACGGAGACCCCUGCGUCGGGCCUCACUGGUCCAAAGGGACCGGGGAGCGGGCCCCUCUGAGCAGGCAGGUCUCCCUCGCCAGCUGCAACUCCCUGAUCCUCCACCCGCGAGGCUUUUGCUCCCAGCACCGCUGGUGCCACGCCGUGCUGAGCCGGGCCACCGUCAGCCCGGAGCAGCCCGCCCGCAGCCACCUGGACGACGACGGGCUGACCCUGCACACGGACGCCAUCCAGCAGAGGCUCAGGCAGAUCGAGGCGGGCCACCAGAUGGAGGUGGAGACGCUGAAGAAGCAGGUGCAGGAGCUGUGGAGUCGGCUGGAGAACCAGCAGCACGCCGGCUCUCACAGGAUCAACGGAGACGUGGGAGAUGAAGUGACCUCGACCACCGACUCCGAGUACAACCUGGACCCAAACUGUUUGUCGCGCUGCAGCACAGAGCUCUUCUCAGAGGCCAGCUGGGAGCAGGUGGACAAGCAGGACACUGAGGUGACUCGCUGGUACCCCGAUCAUUUGGCCGCCCAGUGUUACGGCUGCGAGAGCAGGUUCUGGCUGGCCACAAGGAAGCAUCAUUGCAGUGGCAGAGAGGCUGUCCAGGAGGUCUGGAACUGCGGUAACGUGUUCUGUGCCAGCUGUUGCGACCAAAAGAUGCCAGUGCCAAGCCAGCAGCUGUUUGAGCCUUGCCGCGUCUGUAAGAACUGCUACAGCAGCCUUCAGCUCAGCUCGGCUCCUCUCGACCACGAGCUGGAGAAACCCAUCACGGCGAGCUCCAACUGAGGGACGGCCGACGGGAACGCAGAGGAGCCGGGCCGAGCCGCCUGCCGCCGCCGCCGCUCAGGAGCGCAGGAUCUACGCAGAAUGUCCCAUUUACUCUGUGUGUGUAUGGCUGGUUCAGAUCUGGAAUUACAAGCGUGUAUAUAUUUAGGAUGACGUGCUGGGAAAGCAACAAGGACUCUGAAUGUCGGUGUCCGUGUGUGUGUGGGGGUGGGAGGCGGGGCAGAGCGCUCACACACAAGGUCAGGGGCGGGGAUGAAACUGCACGUCAAGGAGCGAGAAUGGACUUCCUGGUGCCUUGGCCCGGAAAACGCCGAGAGAAGCGCGUCUCACCGCGUCUGCUGAUGCCAGAAGGAGCACUUUAGGCGAUUGUUACAGCGUCUCGCUACCCAUCAACAUCUAGUCUUAGAUUGAGUUUAGAUUUGUUCUGCUGA